AGAGGGUGAGUCGGUGGCAGGUCCUGACGGCCGGCGGGUCUUUGGGAGGUGGUCGUCGUCUUUCAUCCUUGCUCUCCCUGUCUCUGGCUUCCGCGGGGGCGCGUAGGGGGAGGCCGGACCGGGACCUGGAGGGCGGGGAGGCCGUUCCGGACCCCGUGGAGUAUCCCGCUCGUGCGAGUGUCCUCGGCGCAGGUGUACUCUCGGCGCAGGUGUCCUCCCCGGCAUAUGUGUCCCCCCAGGCGCAGGUGUCCCCUCGGCACAUGUGUCCCCACAGGCACAAGUGUCCUUCCUGGUGCAGGUGUCCCCUUAACGGUGUCUUCCUCCACGCCCCAGGCGCAGGUGUCCUUCCUGGCAUAGGUGUACCCCCUCGGAGCAGGUGUCCCUCCUUGGGGCAGAUGUCCCUCCAGGCACAAGUGUCCUUCCUGGCGCAUGUGUCCCCUCGGCGCAGGUGUCCUCCAAGGUGCAGGUGUCCCCUCAAGCACAGGUGUCCCCCCAGGCACAAGUGUCCUUCCUGGUGCAGGUGUCCCCUUGACGGUGUCCCCCCCAGGCGCAGUUGUCCUUCCUGGCGCAGGUGUCCCGCCUCGGACCAGGUGUCCCUCCUCGGAGCAGGUGUCCUUCUGGGCACAAGCGUCCUUCCUGGCCUUUAGGAAGCUUUCAAGGUGCAGGUGUUCUCCAAGGUGCAGGUGUCCCUCCAGCAGAGGUGUCCCCUCCGUGAGGUGCCUCCCAGCACAGGUGUUCCCCUCGGCGCAGGUGUCCCCCCGGUGAGGGGUCCCUCCUGGCGGAGGUGUCUGCCCGGCAGAGGUGUCUCCCUGGCGCAGGUGUCCCCCUGGGUGCUGAUGUUCCCCUCAGUAGGGUGUCCCCCGCUCGGUGGAGAGGCUCACAGCGGAGCCAGCGCCAAGGGAAGGCAGUCAGAAAGGCUCUGGUAGGGGCUGGAGCUGGGUCUCUGUUUAUGGUCUCUGAGUCCCUCUUUGGCUUCUGUGACCCAGAAUCUUUAGUCUUCAGGCUGGGAUGGAAGCCUCUGCGGUGUGUUUUUUAACUCCAGAUUUUCCCUUUUUCCACAUGAGUAGCUUUGUUCUGACUCCAAGGCGAGCUCUGCUUCACAGCUCUCCACUCACAUCGCCUUGGCUUCCACUCACAGCGUGACAGACCUCACUCCAGCCUUAAGAUGGGCGCAGCCACCUCACUGUGUGCCCCAGCAGAGUGGCUGGGUGAUGGGCGCAGCCACCUCACUGUGUGCCCCAGCAGAGUGGCUGUGUGAUGGGCGCAGUCACCUCACUGUGUGCACCAGCAGAGUGGCUGGGGGUCCAUUUCUUGGGUUAUUAUCCAGCCCUAUAAUCAAAAUCAUACAGGCUUUAAUGUCAAUGGGAAUCCUGAUGAUAAUGUCCAAACAAAAUAAGAAAACAAAAGUGUGCACCUACAAAGUCAUAUAAGCAGUGGAAUCUUAGCUUUAAAAGAAACUCAAAGGGAAAAAACUGGAAGGAAACAAGCCCUGUUGGAGGGAGUUGCCCCUGAGUGUCGGGAUUUAAAGGGAGUUGUCCCUGGGUGGUGGGAUUUAAGGGAAGUUGCCCCUGGGUAGCAAGAUUUAAGAGGAGUUGCCCAUAAAUGAUGGGAUUUAAGGGGAGUUGCCUCUGGCAUCUUUGUAUUUUUGUCCUGUCCAGAUUUUCUACGUUGGUAUGCCUAAUUUCAUAAUCAGAAAAUAAAGAGAAAGGAAAGGUUGCAAUGUAGGUCCAGAUGAAAAAGGAGAAGAGAGGUGUCUGAAAGCAUGUGGGCAUGGAGAAUGAAAAAUUCCAGGAGAAGUGCACAGAGAAUACCCCUAGCAUGAACAGUGUGAGGAUUCCACCAGCUUUUUCACCAUGAAGGAGACAGACCGGGAGGCCGUUGCAACAGCAGUGCAAAGGGUUGCUGGGAUGCUCCAACGCCCGGACCAGCUGGACAAGGUGGAGCAGUAUCGCAGGAGAGAAGCGCGGAAGAAGGCCUCUGUGGAGGCCAGAUUGAAGGCCGCCAUCCAGUCACAGUUGGACGGGGUGCGCACAGGCCUCAGCCAGCUCCACAACGCCCUGAAUGACGUCAAAGACAUCCAGCAGUCGCUGGCAGACGUCAGCAAGGACUGGAGGCAGAGCAUCAACACCAUCGAGAGUCUCAAGGACGUCAAAGAUGCCGUGGUGCAGCACAGCCAGCUCGCCGCAGCCGUGGAGAACCUCAAGAACAUCUUCUCAGUGCCUGAGAUUGUGAGGGAGACCCAGGACCUAAUUGAACAAGGGGCUCUCCUGCAAGCCCACCAGAAGCUGAUGGACCUGGAGUGCUCCCGGGACGGGCUGAUGUACGAGCAGUACCGCAUGGACAGUGGGAACACGCGUGACAUGACCCUCAUCCAUGGCUACUUUGGCAGCACGCAGGGGCUCUCUGAUGAGCUGGCUAAGCAGCUGUGGAUGGUGCUGCAGAGGUCACUGGUCACUGUCCGCCGUGACCCCACCUUGCUGGUCUCAGUUGUCAGGAUCAUUGAAAGGGAAGAGAAAAUUGACAGGCGCAUACUUGACCGGAAAAAGCAAACUGGCUUUGUUCCUCCUGGGAGGCCCAAGAAUUGGAAGGAGAAAAUGUUCACCGUCUUGGAGAGGACUGUGACCACCAGAAUUGAGGGCACACAGGCAGAUACCAGGGAGUCUGACAAGAUGUGGCUUGUCCGCCACCUGGAAAUUAUAAGGAAGUACGUCCUGGAUGACCUCAUUGUCGCCAAAAACCUGAUGGUUCAGUGCUUUCCUCCCCACUAUGAGAUCUUUAAGAACCUCCUGAACAUGUACCACCAAGCCCUGAGCACACGGAUGCAGGACCUCGCAUCGGAAGACCUGGAAGCCAAUGAGAUCGUGAGCCUCUUGACAUGGGUCUUAAACACCUACACAAGUACUGAGAUGAUGAGGAACGUGGAGCUGGCCCCGGAAGUGGAUGUCGGCACCCUGGAGCCAUUGCUUUCUCCACACGUGGUCUCUGAGCUGCUUGACACGUACAUGUCCACGCUCACUUCAAACAUCAUCGCCUGGCUGCGGAAAGCACUGGAAACGGACAAGAAAGACUGGGUCAAAGAGACGGAGCCGGAAGCCGACCAGGACGGGUACUACCAGACCACACUCCCUGCCAUCGUCUUCCAGAUGUUUGAACAGAAUCUUCAAGUUGCUGCUCAGAUAAGUGAAGAUUUGAAAGCAAAGGUACUAGUUUUAUGUCUUCAGCAGAUGAAUUCUUUCCUAAGCAGAUAUAAAGAUGAAGCGCAGCUGUAUAAAGAAGAGCACCUGAGGAAUCGGCAGCACCCUCACUGCUACGUUCAGUACAUGAUCGCCAUCAUCAACAACUGCCAGACCUUCAAGGAAUCCAUAGUCAGUUUAAAAAGAAAGUAUUUAAAGAAUGAAGUGGAAGAGGGCGUGUCUCUGAGCCAGCCCAGCAUGGACGGGAUUUUAGACGCCAUUGCAAAGGAGGGCUGCAGCGGUUUGCUGGAGGAGGUCUUCCUGGACCUGGAGCAACAUCUGAAUGAAUUGAUGACGAAGAAGUGGCUAUUAGGGUCAAACGCUGUAGACAUUAUCUGUGUCACCGUGGAAGACUAUUUCAAUGAUUUUGCCAAAAUUAAAAAGCCGUAUAAGAAGAGGAUGACGGCCGAGGCGCACCGGCGCGUGGUGGUGGAGUACCUGCGGGCGGUCAUGCAGAAGCGCAUUUCCUUCCGGAGCCCGGAGGAGCGCAAGGAGGGUGCCGAGAAGAUGGUUAGGGAGGCAGAGCAGCUGCGCUUCCUGUUCCGGAAGCUGGCGUCCGGUUUCGGGGAAGACGUGGACGGAUACUGCGACACCAUCGUGGCUGUGGCCGAAGUGAUCAAGCUGACAGACCCUUCUCUGCUCUACCUGGAAGUCUCCACUCUGGUCAGCAAGUAUCCAGACAUCAGGGAUGACCACAUCGGUGCGCUGCUGGCUGUGCGUGGGGACGCCAGCCGUGACAUGAAGCAGACCAUCAUGGAGACCCUGGAGCAGGGCCCAGCACAGGCCAGCCCCAGCUACGUGCCCCUCUUCAAGGACAUUGUGGUGCCCAGCCUGAACGUGGCCAAGCUGCUCAAGUAGCCUCCGCCGACCUGCCCUGCUCGCCCCUCCAUAGCCUCAGUUCCUGCCCUUAGAAACGCGGGAAAGCCGAUUGCUCUCCUUGGCCACACGUGCUCCUUUCAGCUGCACGGCCUGUCCUUAGGCACCAGUGUGAUGCACCGGGUGUGCGUCGAGUGAGCGUCCUGAGGCCACGUGCGGAGGCCCCUCAUUGUGCUGUCAAAGGCCUGUGUGUGCAGGCCUCUGCCACACAGCCUCUCUCGGGUGCUUGUUUUUUGCAGUGGUUGAAAGUGUGUGGGGCACAGAGGACGUGCACCUCCGUGCCCUCCUCCUCCCUGGGCACCCCAUCUGCUUAAGUGCUCGGAACCCUGUCACCUAAUUAAAGUUUCUCGGCUUCCUCAGAGAAAUGAAAA
Molecule: messenger RNA, 4480 nt
Organism: Pongo pygmaeus (Bornean orangutan)
Lineage: Eukaryota; Metazoa; Chordata; Mammalia; Primates; Hominidae
Gene: EXOC3
Product: exocyst complex component 3
Exons: 13
Coding region: 1854-4091 (745 amino acids)
Biological process (GO): exocyst localization; exocytosis
Cellular component (GO): exocyst
Molecular function (GO): SNARE binding
Source: RefSeq, a predicted model, not a curated record